AUGGCCGAGGUGAAGGUGAAGGUGCAGCCGCCCGACGCGGAUCCGGUGGAAAUCGAAAGCAGAGGCAAACCCACACCGAAAUGCUCCCAGGAGCGGUCACACCUGAGGGCACAGAUCUGUGUGGUCAAAAAUGGGGCCACUGAGCUGCAAGGAGCUGUAGGAACAGAGCAGGUGACGAGCCCGUGCCUCGGGUCUGAAUGUGGACUCGUUCCCGAUAGGUCCUGCCAGGAGUUCAGCAUUCAUAUGGCACGCUAUGCAUACCACAUUGCACUUAAGAAAGGCCAGAUGAGGCCAACUGGGCCUCAUAAGUAG
Molecule: messenger RNA, 312 nt
Organism: Rangifer tarandus platyrhynchus (Svalbard reindeer)
Lineage: Eukaryota; Metazoa; Chordata; Mammalia; Artiodactyla; Cervidae
Source: the annotation of a GenBank genome assembly